CGCUCCCCUUGUCCCAGCCCAGUGACGUCACUGCAUCCGCGGCCUCCAUCUUGAAGCCGUGGCCUCAGAGUCCGGUCCUCCCGCCCCGGGCAGCGGCCUCCCCGGUAUCCGCCUCCAUCUGGAGUCCGGGACCAGCACCGGCCCAGGGUCAGCAUGGCGGGUGAGAGAGAAAGACGGGGGAGGGCGUUCGGCGGUAAUAUUGGGGGGUGGGGGCUGUUUUUUUUUAUCUGCAGUUGAGGUGGGUUUGUGAGCAGCCAGCCCGGGUGAAGCCGAUCCACACACUGGCACAGAGCACAUAGAGCACAUAGAGAGAGCCUGCCGCCUGCUUACUGCACAGCUCAGUGCUGGGUGCAGCUCAGCUCAGCUCAGCUCAGCUAUAGCAUAGCUGGAUAUAUCAAAUAGAAUAUGUGUAUAUAGAUAAUGAAUAUAAUCAUUUUCAUCUGGCCGAGGUGUGUGCAUAUCUAUCUAUCUAUCUAUCUAUCUAUAUGAUGUCCAUUUUACUACAUUCUACAGAAUGGUACAAUAGGUAAUGGUGUCCUCUGUUUCUCAGAUGGCUAACCUUUUGGCACCGCACCUGUGUUGCAGACUACUGUUCUUAUGAUGCUCAGGCAACCAUUGAACUGGCUGAGCAUAAUGAGAACUGUAGUCUGCAACACAUGGAGCGCCAAAUGUUACUCAUCCCUGUUAUUAAUCUCAAAGACUAUUGCACUGUGUCAUACUACCAUAGAUCACACACACUCUUUAUUUAAGAAUGUGUGUUCUUCAUUCACACAUCAUUGUGCAUGCACAGGUAUCCUAUAUUAUGGUGACUCUGUUGCUCCUUUAUUGAAAAAACGCUUAUAAAAAGUGAGUUGUGUAGGGUGGCAUUGAUGUUAAUUCAGCUUACAACUAUAUAAUAUCCAUAAAUGUCUCUAGGAAAAGAUUAGAUAAUUGCCUAUGGUAAAUAUGGUCUGGAACACUGAAUCAAAGGUGGUUAUGCCAAGUUUUCAUUGAAUGUUAUUUUUUUUACAAGUUAUGAAACCUCUAAUUGAAGCAGAUAGAGAUAUAUAUAUAUAUAUAUAUAUAUAUAUGGCUUGUGACUGUUAAUACCCACCCACACAAUGCAUCAUUUGUUUCAAGGGAUUGUGGGUGAUGGCAUGUGAAUGGGCAGUGUCUUAUGUCAAUCUUGACUUUUUGUGACCAUAACAUAUAGUUUAACAAUUGCUUAGAAGUGUAGAUGUACUAUAUAAUAGUGAACAACCCCAUAUGGUAUACUAGUUGAGUUUAAUUCUAAGUGAGGGUUUUUUGUUUUUAAUGUGCUUGAAUGGAUCCACUGUCUGUUUUGCCAAGCUGGAAUAAAUCAAUUCCUCCCUGUCUUAUCCCAUUACUUUGCUUCUAUUUAGAAAGGAUGUAAAAAAUUGUCCUCCACAUCAGAAAUGGAGUUAUUUUAUUUAACCCUCUUGGUGACAGAUUUUUGAUUAAUGUAUUGUGGACCCUUCUGGUUAAGUCCCAGUGUUACCAAGUUUUCUCCUCUCUAGGAUAAAUGUGUGUAUGUAUAGUCUUAACAGUUGUAAGAAAAACUGUAUUCAUCUAUGUUAAUACUGAAAACCAUUUCUACAAACCGGUAUACAUACAUACAUUCUUCUCUUGUUGUUCCUACCUAGAUUUGUACAUUCUUUCAUGAGUGAUUCUAUUUUCAAACCAAUUACCUAGUGAUGACUUUAUUAUACAAGGUCUUCAGUGUAUUUCUCAUGUUGCCGGCCAGACAUUUUACUGGAUGUCCAUCAUAGGAAAGAAACAUGGUGCACAGGAUCUAGCAUGCCAGCUUUGUAGCAAUCAUGGUUUUUAAAACCAUCUCUCUAUCUUUUCAAUGCCUAAUGCUGUCCAUUCAGGGUUUUUGUGGUUAUCUUCACCCUCCUACACGUUCUCUUUAUGACAAUUCUAGAUUCCUUAACUACAAGAGAUGUAGAGGAAAAAGUCAUUGGAAGGAUAAUGCAACUAUGUAUUUCCCCCCACAAAAUAGCCCCUCCUUUUGAAUAAGGAAAAAAGAGGCAUUGCCGCUUCCCCCGUCAGUAACCUCACAGGAAGACCGUUCCCACCAUCCUGUGCAUGCAGCUCCCACCCCCACACUCCCUCUCUCAAGGGAAGCCUCCUUUCUUUGUACACUAUGACAGGGAUUUCUUUCCCCCCUCUCCAUCACUCCUGCACAUCCUUUCUCUUGCAUGGAUCAAACAUUGUGAAGAAGUCAGGUCUGACUAAAGAGCUUAACUCUUUAAAAUGGAUAAAAGCAUAGGUACCAACUUUAUAAUGAACUGGGCUUCCUCUGGAUCUUCAAAAUCUGGGGAAUUGUGUAGAAGCUUACAUGGAAAUUUCCACUAAUAUGUGCUGUUGGGAAAAGAAAUCCAAUUACUUAUUUUUUUUUUUUUUUUUAAAUCUGCUCCUGCCUGUAACAUAGGGUGGACUACUUUUUACUUGCUGGUUGGUAACAUAUUUUUGAAAUCCCUGUGCAAUGCAAUUUCAUAACUACCGAGAGCCUAGGCAUGUUGUUACUUGGCUGUGUUCAAAUCCAGCAUGUUUCAUGCAUUUGCUAUUUGUAUAAACCAAUUCUUGACUCUGCUGAAGGGUGAGGAGUUAAGAGACUGAAACAUAGCCCCUUCCUGUAUCGGCGGAACUAGGAACUCUUUUCUGAGGGCGGUGCAGGUUUCUGUGAAUUGCAGCUGUAUUCCCAGGAGUAAUGUUCCAGAAGUUCUCUCCUCGAGCUGUCUUUCUGGGUAGUCUUCAUUUUAAUGUAUGGAAUCUGUGUGCCUGGAAUAGACAUGGUUUAGUGAAAACCUCACUCUUCCUAGUCUGAAGGCAGAACUUUCCUUUACUUGUUUGGACUUGUGAUGAAUUUUCUCCAGAUAAGGAAUUUUACCUGCUCUAUUUUACUCUGAAUGCGAAGUUUAAUGCAGCCACAUAUAUGCAUUUUCAUAUGUUGCUGUCUCCAUUUAGAAAGUUAUUAAAGUGUGUCUUAAUCCUGAUAUGUUUUAAUGCAAGUCUGGAGAGGUUCCAGUUAAUAUCAUACUUUCGGGUGGGGCAUACUUGAAAGUUUUUAGUUGUCUGAAUGAUUAGAGGUGUGGAUUUGCAGUUUGGAGAAAGGCUUUUAAAAUCCAGAUUAUUAUUUUUUUUUAUUAUUUAUCUUUCAGUUUUAAAUAAAAUAUUACAUUCUUAUAUAUGGGGUUGCAUACUUCUUUAGCAAGCUGAAUUUUCAGUUCUGCUGCAGUGAUCUAGAUUCUAGAACCUUUGGUUUGUGUGUAUGUAUAUAAUAUAAAAAGCGGUUCUUCCCUACUGCUAUUAAUAUGAUCACCAUCAAAUUGUGUUGCUGUAAUGGUAGUCUGUGCACUUGAUUAUCAGUUAAAUUGUAUUGGUACCAUAACGUGUGUGUGUGUGUGUGUGUGUGUGUGUGGUUUUUUUUUUUUUUUUAAGAAUCUCCUUGUGACUAACCCUGGUUCUCUCUAGGGGGGCCUCAUAUUUGUGCAGAGUAAGGCUUUCUUUGCACAUGUCUGUAGCUUGGUGCUGGUUUUAUAUUCCUGUACAGUCCAAUACCCUAUUGUUGGCAAUCCAAUGCUCAUUUGUCCGUGUAUGACUGGAAAGAUAAUACUGACCAAACUUCAUGAGAAAUAUUGCCCUUUGUAACUGUAAUGUUAAAGAUCAGCCAUUAAUCUUAAUAUCUGUUUUAGACUUGUUUGUGUAUAGCCUUAAAACCUAGAGGCAAAAUUAAGUGUGGCUCUUAUUCCCAUUGUGCUUUUUUUUAUUUUUUUUAUUUAAAGCUGUCACUUUGUCUUACUCCAAAAUAAGAUUGACGAAUUUUAGUGCUACAAAAUUAACUUGUCAUUUUUGCAUUUGUUUCUUAUAUUUUCUGCAAUAAAUAUAUUAACUAAUAAUGCCUUUGGUGCUUUUUACUGAUCAUAAUGACUUUAACCUAUAUAUUUGCUCUGACAUAGUUGUAAUUCACAGAGGAUAAUUCAGACAUCUCCCAUCCCCCUCCACAUUCCCCCUUCCCUCCCCCCCCACACCCCAUGUCCUCAAAAGCUCUUUGUUGGCAUUACUUUGUCCCCCUGCAUUCGAUUAACAUGUGGGGCAAGUGUGCAUUUAAUUCCUGGGACAUGAAUAAGCUUUUGGUUUUCUGUACAUAUUUUGCACAGAGACCUUUCUGGUCACUUAUAUAGUAUCUUUGUAUUUCUAUUUGACCUAAUUAUCUUGCCUGAGUUUUAGUUUAAAAAAAUUAUUUAAAAAAAUCCCCUUUUCUUUUUACCUCUUGAGGGUCCGUUAUUUUUCUUUAUUGUGGUUUCCGUGUUUCUCCUUUCUCCUACUCUUUCCAUGUGGCCUUGUCUCCAGUGUGCCAGACUGUCCUUUGUCUUGGUUAAAAUCUUUUUUUGAAGCUUGGGGCUGUCUGGUUUCAGGCCUAGUCCCAUUUUCAGUCAUUUGGAUCUCACUAAUUGCCAUUUGUGUUUUUUAUUUUCCUUUUAGGAGCUGGUGGAGGCAAUGAUAUUCAGUGGUGUUUUUCUCAGGUGAAAGGAGCUGUGGAAGAUGAUGUGUCAGAGGGUAAGUUGCAUUCAUUUAGGAAUUUCCCUGUGUAUAAAGAGAUCACUGACAAUGUUCUGCUGCUUUUAAAAAUUAUACAACUCAAGAAAAAUACUUCAGUUUUUAUAAAAGCUAUGUUUAGCUGGAGAGAAAGUUAUUUGUGUGUGUUUUUUUUUUAUUUGUGCUCACGGACCAAGGAUAACUGGGACAAAUAUAUCAUUAUUUUAUUAUAGAUCAUAGGGAUUGACCGAUAAUUACUUUUUUCUAGAGCCGAUACAGAUAAUCUGUGCACUUUUAGGCCGAUAGCCGAUAACUUACCAAUAUUCUGUACAUUUACCUUUUUUUUUAAAGAAACAAUUUGUAAACAAAUAAGCAAAUUUUUUAAUUUUUGUUUUAAGAAUAUUUUCCUUCCCAGUCCCUUAGUGUUCUUUUACCCUCACAUCCCAUCCAUAUCCCUUAGUGGUCCUUUUCCCUCCCUGGUGUGUAGCGUGGCCAACUGGAGCAGACUGUGGUUACUGUACCUGGCUGGACUGACAGGAAACUCUCUCUCAGUGAGCACUUCCUGUCAGGCUGGCCAGGUACAGGAAACUGAAGCUCCUGUACCGCGGUAUGCUCUACUCAACCACGCUACACUGAGGGACUGGUUGGCGGGAGCGCUGUGGGCUUCCUUCCUGCUGGUCACUCGACUCUUGCAACCCCACAGCUCAUACGCCUUAAGACGGUCGCCUUAUGGAAGCGCGUGCCCUGGGCCACCACUGCCUCUCACGUUAUUGGCAAUAUCGGAAUCAAUAAUGGGCAGUAUUAUAUAUUUGCCAGAAUCUAGAAUAUCGUCCGUUGUGUUUUUUUUUUGUUUUUUUUUUUAAAUAUAUAUUGGCCAAACCGAUAAUUGGUCGAUGCCUAAUAGAUAGUAGAAGAAAACCAUUAGGAACCUCCAGAAAGCAAACAUGUUCUGUUUUGAGACAAAUUAAAUUGUAAGUUAACAAUGCAUCAUGACUCAUACCUUGGGAUACCUUCUGUCCCUUAUAGGAAGGAGGUGUAAGUCAGUUGAUCUUAUUGAGAAUGAGGCCUAUGACAUAGAUGCUAUAGCUGGUGCUCUUGCUAUUGAGCUGCCUCAUCAACUUAAAUCAUGAUCCAUCAUGUGGUGAGGAGUCAAACGUUUACAUACAGUUCACUUCAGAUUACCAGGAUCCCUUUGGUCUUCAAUUAUUUUGCCAAAGUGAAUUUCCUAUUCUGUUUUAUCAGUAUCAGUUUUUUGUCAGUGUGGACAUUAGCUGAGAUGGUAAUAUUGUUAUGGUGCUUAGCAUCUUAAAGCUUAUCUCAAUGUAAAAUUGUGAUUCUAGAAGUUACCUAGACCCUUUCAUCUCAAUGAAGUAGUUGCGGUGCAGCAGCCCUGUCCUUUUAACUCUGCUAUGUAAAACACUGCAGUUUUUUUUUUUUUUUUGCAUUGUUUACAUUGCAGGGUUAAAUCCACUUCUAGUGACUUACAUACUAAUGACCAUUAGAGGUACUUCCUCUGCACCAACAGAGUAAAGUUUGUGAAAGCCCAUAGGAAAGCAGUUAAUACAGUGCCUUCCUAAGAAGAAGCUUGUAUUUGCAUGUGGCGUCAGGUCCCCAGUGCUUAACUAUGAGGAUUAUUGGGCCAUACCUCCUCAAUGAUAUUGCAGGUAGGUAGGAUAUCCUUUUGUGUUUCAAUAAAUUCAGAUUGACACUUGUCAGAGCAGCAUGGCUCUGUAAUAGAACAGAUUGUCGCUUUUGUCCUUUACAGUUUAUCCAACAAUGGCCAGAGCUUGAAUUGAACAGUAAUCCCUGAGAGAGUUUGUGUAAUAGUUGGUUGUACCAGUGGUUCAAGAAUAGGGAACAUGCAGUGUUGAGAUCACAAAGCCAAGAGAAAAUGAUCGUGUAGACUUCUAUAAACACGCAGAUUUUAUUGGCUUGGCCAAAGUCCAUCAUACAGGCAGAGUUUGGCACUAGCCUGAGUACUUGUGAUGUGGGUGCAUCUGUCAUUUUAUUCUUGUACACAGGGGAUCAGGGAGGUAUUUGUUGUUGCAGUUAAAGAUUAUUUACGUGUGUGUUUUGUCAGUGUCCUUUUUUUAAACGAGUUCUGCACACCAUGAGAUGUAUUGCAUGGGUUAGAGUAAUGUCUAUAAAUAGGUCUGAGUGAAUGAUGCAGCCAUUGUAACUUUGAAACAGAUCAUUUUACCUUGUCUUUUGUGGCUAUAUGUAUAUGGAGGGACAUGCAGCCAAUCUUUGUUCUAACAGUCCUUUUAUAUAGCUCUUAUCAAAGUAUGUUUCUGAUUGGAUUUCACCCAUUCUUUUAAUAAUAUUAAAAUAGUAAACCACUAAUCACAUUUAAAGGGAAACUAUAGUGCCAGGAAAACAAACUCCUUUUCCUUGCACUGUAUCUUCACCUUCUGUCAAGAACCCCCUCAGCGGUGCUGAAAGGGUUAAUAACAGUCACUUACCUGGAUCCAGCGCCGAUGUCCCUAGGCGCUGGCUCAGCUCCACCCAUGCUCCUCGUCCACUGGCGGGAGAGACCUAAUGCUCAUGCGCGUCAAUCGCCAUAGGAAAGCAUUAAAAAAUGCUAGACGUCCUCAAGCGUCGUUUAGACGACCAAAAGUCGUCUAAGAACCCGGAAGUCCCUCUAAUGGCUCUGAUAUAUAUAUACACACACACACCCCAUUAUAUAACAGAUAUUUUUACUUACCGUAAAUUUUUUUUUAUUUUAUUUUUUUAAUAUGGUGGCAGUACUACUGGGUUUUGCUCCUCCCUGUGGACAAGACAUCUAACAAGUAAUUAAAGAUCAAAAAGACCCUCCCCCUUGCCCUAUAAAAUGAUGUACCACAAAACCUACCCCAUACGUGACAAAAAAAAGAAACACAGACAAAAUAUAUACUGCAAAAUUUAUUUAAUAAAGAGGGAGGGAAGCAGUACUGCCACCAUAUUAAGAAAAAAAGAAUUUACGGUAAGUAAAAAUUUGUUUUUUUUUUGUCAUAUGGUGGCAGUACUACUGGGAUAUAGCAAGAUCCCCAACUGGGCGGGACUUGGGCCACCACAGCUUAUAACACCUUACGCCCAAAAGCUGCUUCAGAGGCAGAGAAUAUGUCUAGCCGAUAGUGCUUGAUAAAAGUGUUAAAAGACUACCAGCAUGCUGCCUUGCAAAUGACCUCUGGAGAUGCAAGUGCUUUUUCUGCCCAUGAAGUAGCCAUUGCUCGAGUAGAAUGGGCCUUAAGUGUAGCUGGAGACUGAAGACCUGCUGUAGAGUACACCAAUUCUAUAGCUUAAAUGAGCCAACGGGAUAGGGUACCACGGGAAGCCACAUUCCCCUUGAGGUGACCCUGAAAAUUAAUAAAUAGAUGAUCCGAAAUUCUGAAUUCUUUCGUUCUGGAUAGGUAUACAAAUAAAGCUCUUCUGAUGUCCAAUUUCUGCCAUUUGAGCUCUUGAGGAGAUGAAGCUUCGCUAUAGAACGAAGGUAAAAUAAAUCGGCUGAUUAAUAUUCUUAGAAGAUAACAGUUUGGGUCUUGGAUAAAGAACAACCUUGUCUUGGUGGAAAUUGGUGAAUUUAUCCGAGGAGGACAGAACAUGAAGUUCUCCCACUGUGAUGGCUACCAGAAAUGAAACCUUAAGAGACAAAACUUUUAAUGGAACUUCCAAAGGUUCAAAGGGAUGAACACUAAGAGCUUGUCGGACCAGGGAAACACAGAUCGUCUAGGCGGUUGUUUGAGGCUGUUGGACCUGAAAAAUCUUCUGAUGAAAACAUUGGAGGCCAAAUCCCUAAUUAGAAAAUAACUUAAGGCUGAUAUUUGAACUUUGAACGUGGAGAUUCCCAUACCAGCUGCAAAACCGUCUUGUAAAAAAUGGAGAAUGUUAUCUAUGGAUGGAUGUAUGUAAAACCGGGCACUGGUGUUCUUUACACCAGUGGAGAAACUUAGACCAAAUCUAAGACCACACACACACACACCAUUAUACACAUACACACACACACACACACACACACCAUUAUACACAUAUGCAUACAUACACACACCCCAUUAUACACACAUACAUACGCACACGCACCAUUAUACACAUAUACAUAUGCACACGCACCAUUAUACACAUAUACAUACAUACAUACGCACACGCACCAUUAUACACCUAUACAUACAUACAUACGCACACGCACCAUUAUACACCUAUACAUACAUACAUACGCACACGCACCAUUAUACACAUAUACAUACAUACGCACACGCACCAUUAUACACAUAUACAUACAUACAUACAUACGCACACGCACCAUUAUACACAUAUACAUACAUACAUACAUACAUACGCACACGCACCAUUAUACACAUAUACAUACAUACAUACAUACGCACACGCACCAUUAUACACAUAUACAUACAUACAUACAUACAUACAUACAUACACACGCACCAUUAUACACAUAUAUAUAUGUAUACAUACAUACGCACGCACACGCACCAUUAUACACAUAUACAUACAUACAUACGCACGCACACGCACCAUUAUACACAUAUACAUACAUACGCACACGCACCAUUAUACACAUAUACAUACAUACAUACGCACACGCACCAUUAUACACAUAUACAUACAUACAUACGCACACGCACCAUUAUACACAUAUACAUACAUACGUACGCACACGCACCAUUAUACACAUAUACAUACAUACGUACGCACACGCACCAUUAUACACAUACAUACAUACGUACGCACACGCACCAUUAUACACAUACAUACACACACACACACACGCACCAUUAUACACAUAUGCAUACAUACAUACGCACACGCACCAUUAUACACAUAUACAUACAUUCAUACAUACGCGCACGCACCAUUAUAUACAUACAUACGCGCACGCACCAUUAUAUACAUACAUACGCGCACGCACCAUUAUAUACAUACAUACGCGCACGCACCAUUAUACACAUAUACAUACAUACGCACACGCACCAUUAUACACAUAUACAUACAUGCACACGCACCAUUAUACACAUAUACAUACAUACAUACGCACACGCACCAUUAUAUACAUACAUACAUACGCACACGCACCAUUAUAUACAUACAUACAUACGCGCACGCACCAUUAUAUACGCACACACUACACGAACACACUCUGCAUUCACUAUGCGCGCACACUACAGAAAAAACACACUCUGCAUUCACUAUACGCAAUACAAACAGCUCCCCUGUCUAAACACACUGCAUCCACUACAUGUGACAUGUAUAUUUUGUGCAUUUACCUUUUAGAAAUAGUUUAAUUUUUCAAAAUGGUAAAUGUACAGAAUAUCGGUAAAUUAUCGGCCUGAAAGUUAACAGAUUAUCGUAUCGGCUCUAAAAAAGACAGGUUUUGCAAUGAAUUCUCACAAAACCAGAAAGUAAGUGAUACUUUCAAUAUGUUUUAUAGUAGUGUUUAGCCUUUUUUAAGCUGCAAAUUUUGGGGAAUUUGAAUUGGUUUUUCUGCUGUAGAAGUGAUAACUGGCAUUUCUUAUGCAUUAAAUAAUGCACAUUAGUGCUUUCGGAGCAAGAACAUAUCUACUGCAUGAUGGUAUGGAAGUUCAGAAAGGAUUGGUUAAUCUAUGGAACAAAAUUAAAGGAACCCACUUGUAGUUCUGGUGCCGAGAAUGCCUAGUCACCCCCUCAGAGUACCUGCUUACUGAAUCUUUUAAAGAUGGCAGCUUACCUGGGUGCCCAGUUCUGCUGCCUCCAUUGUUGUUCAGAAUAGAAGGAGCUAAACUUGUUUUGGUGCUAUAGAACCUCUUUAAAUUAUUAAGAAUUGAAGGGUGUUACACCCAGACACACCGCAUAAAAACCUAACUUACACAUUGCUUUAGAAAUGUGGGUCCCUGGAGUUCUUUCCAGUUAAAGCAGCUUUUUCGCUUCUCAGUAUUUCAUAAAUAUCUAAUCUUUAUGAAAUACAGAUGCUGAGUGUGUUGGAAUUUAAAUGAAAUUCCAGUGCAAUCCAAGAUGUCAUAAGACCAGGUAAGAAUUCUUAUGUCAUCUUAUGGUAAAGGCUGCAGAACUUUGCCGUCUACUUUUGUCCAUUCCCAACAUCCAUCACAAGUGACAUCUGUGGGAUGCAGGCUUGGUCUCUCCUCUAUUGAGGCCAGAAUCCUUUAACCCCUUAAGGACCAAACUUCUGGAAUAAAAGGGAAUCAUGACAUGUCACACAUGUCAUGUGUCCUUAAGGGGUUAAAGACUUCAGUGUUUGCUUGCAGUCCUUGGCAAAUGAGGCACCAGGUGCAAAGGAGAUCUUUAGGAUGAUGAUGGCCCUGAAAGUGACAUUUGCUUUUAAGUGUAUUGUGAACAGGAAUCUAUAGUUCUUCAAUUCUAACAAACACAAUGUACUAACCCUGACCUAAAACAGAUAUUAAAGGGACCAAUUGGCUGAUUUUAUGAUUUGAAUUUUCCAUUUCGUCAGACGUGGUGACUGUUCUGGCAUUUUCCUCUUCAGUUCUGUCUAAUUUCCCCGCCCAAAGGGAACUCCCAGACCAGUUUUCCUAGUCUCCUGUCGCCACAAGUUUGUAGUUUUAUUUUAGAUCGGAAACAAACUAUAUACAUUCAUAUUCCUGAUUUAGUCCUAAUGUGUGGGGUUCUCUUUCCCUAGUAGUUGUUGCGUAAAGGUACAUGGUAGGCUACAAUUGAUCCAUUUUAUAGAUUCAAACAUUCAAUCUCAAAGGAUAUUUAUCUUAGAAAUUUGUAUUGCAUGUAUAACCAUAUGGUUUGUGAGUGUUUUUGUUGAUUUAGGGUUCCAUCUGUCAGGAAUUUUUUUUAAGUAAAAUGAAUCUCUAGUUUAAGUACCUAUUACCACACAGAAAUGCUUCCAGGCUAUGUCCUUGCUUGACUGGGUCACAUUAAUUGCCUAAGAUUAUUAAAGGGUUACUCAAUGCAUCAUAACCACUACUUGACAAAUCCCAGGUCGCCAUGGCGACUAAAAAUUUUGCCCUGGUGCCUGGGAUUUGUCAGCUUUUUAUCUAAAACGGCCGACUGGGCAAAUAAUGGAGCCGGCUGUCCACCCGCGGGAGCAUGCUACAACCCUCAGUGAGCCGGCCACCCUGGGCUCUAUGGAGGCUGCCGGCUUAGUGAGCGUUGUAGUUGUCCGCCCUCGGCUUUAUGGAGGCUGGGGCAGCGUGCAAGGUAGCAGUGAUCUUCCAGCGGCUCCUUUCUGCUCCCUUGCUCUGUUUAAUGAUGCCGAUAGCUGGAAUAGGACGUCAUUCCGGCCCCGGUAUCACGUAGCAGAGAGAAGCUGCAGGUAGAUUACUGCUCCCUCGCAUGCAGGAAGAGAGAGCAUCCCCACUGGACCCGGAGGAAAGUGCACUCAGCUGUCCCAAAGGUAUGGAAGCUGGGUGGAUUAAAAUAAAAAAAUUAAAUUUGUGUGUGCGCCUCUGUCAGUGUGUGUGUGUGUCUGUUUAGAUCCCUCCCCCCAAUGAUCACAUGAUUGGUGUUUUUACUCACCUUUUUUUCCCUACGCCGUGCAGGUUUUGCCGUGGCUUGUCCCGCCUCUAUUGCCGAGUUCAUCAAUCUUUAUGAUCUCAGCUAAGCCAAUGCUUUCCCAUAAAAAAGCAUUGGGUGAAUAUUGAGCAUGUUCUGUAUGGGUAACAUUCAGCGCCUCCAUGCAGAGCACUGACACAGGACUCUCUGGUGGCCGUCUGUGUGACAGCCACUAGAGGUCUUAGUAGGCAGCAAUGUAAACACUACCUUUUCUCUGAAAAUACAGCCUUUACAUUGCAACGGCUAUAGGCACCAGAACCACUACAUUAAGCUAUAAUGGUUCUGGUGACUAUAGUCUCUGUUAAAAAAACAACUUUUUUUUAGCUGGUUCUUUGAUUCCGAACAAAUUUGUCAAGCCCUUUGCUAGGAGUACCCUGGCCCCUUUUACCCUGUCAUCCAGUGACUACAUUCGACUACUGCAGAGUUGCAGAAGGUGGAUGUCUUAUCUUGCCGGCCAUUCACUGGCGGAGGGCUUCAGCUGACCAAUCUUCAGCCAAUGAAUGCAUUUAUGUGCAUAAAACUAUGCACAUAAUGGAUGUCAGCCAGCAUUGUAUCCUUUGACACUGCUAGAGGUAGAAUUGCAUCUCCGGUAGCAAAGGUGCUAAACUGUGUAUGUGCAGUGUUUCAAAGCGAAAUGCUUCACAUACAGACUACAGCACCAUGACCACUUCAAAUCACUGAAAUAGUGUUAAACUAGAGGUAUAGUUAGUCUCUAUGAAAGCUGAAAUGAAAAUAAACAUUUUAUUUUUUUGGAGGAAAAAGAGGGCUGGGUAAGCAAUGAUUAUAAAUGUGGAGAAUUUCAAGAAUUUAAACCAUUAUUUUGCCAUGCCUUCUAUUAUUGCAAUGUGAGUAUAUCUCAUGUCUGAUUCUUAACUACUAGCCAAGCAAGGCCUGAAAGUUAGAGGCAUAGAACCAGUAUAGGGGUGGGUGAGGUUGUUGUGCGCAUUUCUAUAAUUGCAGGUAUGUGUGUUUGUCAAUAAAUGCCAGGAUAUUUUUGAUGGUUAGUAUACACUUGUGCUUACUGCUGCCACUCUGAGAGGUGUGUUCAAUAGAGCGCAUACUAGACUUGCAUACUGGCCAAAAAAAACAGUGUACAAAACAUACAAAACCCUCCAGUCACAGAGCACAUCAAAAUGAUGAGCACUAAAUGGGUGGCUAUUUUCAAACACACAUUCCUAUGUGUGCAUGGCUUACAUUUUUUGAGUCCUAUGCUACUAGCUAGACCAGGAUUAGGCAAACUAUGGUACGUUUGCCAUGCACAGCACUUGAAAUGUCUUUGCACGGCACUCAAGACUGCUAGAGCCAAACAAGCUCUGGCCUAUCAGGAGUCCCAGUGAAACUUCAGAUAUUUGCGAAUACAAAAAUGUGGUGAAGGGCAAUCUUCGAUUUAUGCAUUACAGCACGCAGAAGAAGUGAUCUCAUAUCCCCUCCUCCCAGCACUUUGAAUAGGAAUCCACACUGUAGUAGAGCAGCCCGCAGCGGCUGUUGCAACUUCUGCCCUUGACCAGUACCUGGCCAGCCUGGUCCCCAUUGGAACCCAGGGAAGCCACCCACACUGCUAGAUUUUCACAGAAUAACCCUCUGCUCAUACAAAUAAUACAAACAUACACACAAUUCCCACAAACUCAACACCACUUACAAUCCACAUGCAGCCUCUUACAUGCAAUACCCCAAACAGCCCCUCAAAUACACACACUACCAAACACACAAUGGGACAUAUCCAUUUACACACAAUUCCACAAGCAGCCACCAUACACAGGACACAUUCAUAGGUAUCAUACACAACACCACAAACUACUUGUGAACAUAUACAAAAUAAUAGCUCAUAUACUCACAAAUACUAUACAAAGCAACUCUAUUAUAAAUAACACAAGCAGAAAACGGCAACAAACACUCCUCAAUUUAAAAAAAAAAAUAGGACCUGCACGCUACGGGACAUCACAAUCUUAUUUCGGCACAGUGCUGCUAAAAGGUUGCCUACCCCUGAGCUAGACCAUGAAGGUUACUCACCACUACCAGUUUGGAGGGUUUAUGGGUGAAUUCUACUAGCCAUCCUGAAUUUUCGUAUGCCCAAGGCUAGUGUUGAGCGGAAAUUUUGAUUUGUGUGUAUAGACAUAUGUCCUCCUUGUGCUCUUAUUGAAAAUCCUUUUUUCAGCUGGAGACUGCCUACGUGCACACACUUGAUUUGGAACAAAGAACCCAGUUAUAUACUGCUGUUCUUUCAUUUCCACUCAUCUCAGUGUUGCACACUCUAGCUGCUUCCAUGAGCAGUAGUAUUUGAUGACAUUAUGCAGUCUGUGACUUGCUUAAAAUGGAUACAGUGCUAUACAUUGCUUUUAGUUUACUCAAUUCAAUGGCAUAUUGGCUGUAUUAAUCUAUGGCCUUUACCUGCUUGGUAUCCACAGCAAAACAUUUACUUCUUACUAUCUGUGCUGCUACAUAAGUGGUAUAAAAUACUUGUAUGCUGUCUUCUGAUAUUUAAAAACCAUGUUUAUAUCCGACUUUUUAUUGGUGGAAACUUAAAAUGUGGUUUGUUAUUGUAUGUCUGUCCAUUGAAUUGUGAAUCGUUCAUAUGAGCAGUUUGAUUUUAUAGGGAGGCAUAAUCAUGUGACCCUAACUUUAAAAUACUUUAAAGACAAUCAUAAUGUGUAGUUGCUUUUUUUUGUGAAUUUUUAUUUUUGUUGUGCAUCUGCAUUACAAUACAUUUUGCUAAAUGAGAAUGUGGAGGGGGGCCUACUGUCCUCCCUCUUCCCCAUCUCCCACCCCUGAGCAGCUGGGGAACGACGAUGACCACCUAUUGUUGUUUGGAAUUUUCCCACGCUGUGUAAAAUGACACAGAGCAUUCUGGUUGGAUUUCAAGCCAACCAAUCAGUGCCGUGACAGGUAAAUGUAGAGACUUGCCUGUCAGUCUCUUCAUUUACCUGUCAGAGCACUCUGUUUGGUUGGCUUAAACCAACCAAUCAGAGUGCUCUGAGCCUAAUUGCAGCGAUAUCCUGCCUAUGCUGGGCCGGGAGAUCGUCCUCCUCUCCCUUCCACAACGCCUGUCAGGCCACUUAAGUUUUCACAUUAGUUUUUAUUCUUUAUGAGUAACUUAAAGUUCUGAAUGAAAAAUUAUGCAUCAUAGCCGCUUGCAUCAUUUUCCUACAUCUUGGAAGAGAAAGAUGUUCUAUCUUUUAAUCAUAAAAUUCCUGCUAUUACAUUGGCACACACGAAAUAAAAUGACUUUCAGAUCUUCAAUGUGAUGAGCAUUUCAGUCAUGCAGGACCUGAUGAGGUUCAAUAGACUGUAACCCAUGAGUGGGCUGCUUUUCAUCUGCAUAAUGGUCGCAGGUAGAGUCCUCUCCAGUCGCCCUCUCCAUUCACCAGUUGCAUUGUGUAAUGCUUAGGCUGACACAAAGCAUGAGGCUCAAUGCACCAAUACAUAGUGAUUGUCACAAGUAUUUUUUGUUACUGAGAUCCCACUGCAUUGUUUGAUAUACUCUAAAAUGUUCACCUCUGUCACUCAACCAUAUAUGGUUCGGAAAAACUGGCCAAAAUUAUGGCCAGUUUUUAAAUGUUUAAAAUUCAAUUUGUGAUAUGCAGGUUAUGUAAACACUAUUUCUUGAGUUUCUGUCCCCAAGGAAAAUUUCUUAAAGGACAACUAAAGUCAGCCAGAUCAUCUAUUCUCAGUGAAGUGGUCUGUAUGCAAUGGUGCUGUCGUUCUAACCUGCAGUGUACAACACCUCUACUAGUUGUCUUCCAUAUAUGCACUAGAGCAACAGAGUAAAAUGUGUUCACAUGACGUGCAACUCAAAGGAAAGUAUUGAAUUCAAAGCUUUCCUAUGAGAAGAAUUUGUAUGUACGUACUGCCUGUUGUAGUUAUGUGAGAAGUACUAUUGAGCCAUUCCUGGUAAUGGGGAAAGUUGGUUUAAAACAGUUUGCCUUGUUACUUGGGUUCCAGUGGAACACAGGCUCUCCUCUACAGUAGGCUUAAGUAAUCUUGCUUCUUCAGAGCUGCAGAAAUCAGAUUCUAUUCCUGCUAUUCCUUCAUUGCUGAGCGUUCUUUGCCAAUGAAUGCCACUCUUCGUGUAGAAUUUUCCACAGAAUUGAGUUUAGCCAGACAGAACUCUUGUUCUGAAUUGGCUAAUGGUGCCCCAGUGACACUGCUGUAGGUGGAGUUGCAACUCUGCCAACAAAAGGUUAAACUUGGCACGUGCGUUUCAUAGUAAAAUGAUGCACAUACAGACUCCAGAUGCCAUGAUAUCCAAAAAUCACUUGUCCUAUAGGUUCAUUACCUCCUCCCCCCCUUCUUGGUUCCUUUAUUGCAGAGUCUUUCAUUUAGAAUUGAUUAUAUCCUGCUCUGUUAAUUGCUUCCUAGAGUCUCCUACAGGUGUAGACAACCUUUGGCAGUCCAGAUUUUGUCAAUUACAUCUCCCAUGAUGCCAUACCAGAAUUGUGGCUGAAAGCCCAUUAUGUGAGAUUUAGUCCAUAAACUCUUGUGUUGAAAGUUACCUACCCCUGCUACUGUGUGUGAUUACAUUAUAAUUUAAAGUUAAAAAUAAAGUUAAAGGGACACUCCAGUGCCUAAAUUUUAUAAAACUAUUUAAAAAAAUUUAAACUCCACUAUUUAGUAGAUAUACCCCAAAUAAUGUGUGCAUUUUUAAUUAGGUAUAUCUAAAUAUAUAUGUAUUGGGGGGUGACAAGCUGCUCUUUUCCUCGUAAUUUUGUUGUAUUCAGGAGUUGUGUAUUUUGUUGUACCUAAUGUAACAAUGCAAUGAUUUGUGGACCCAGGACAUACUUGAAAACGAGAGAAAUCUCAAUGUAUCUUUCCUGGUAAAAUAUUUUAUAAAUAAAAAUAAAUAAGUCUGUUGAAAUAACAAAGCACUUUUUGAAGAUGAGGUUUGUAUUUGAGACCGACAAUUGAGACUGAGAUGUCAGUUGUGUGGUUAUAGAAAAAAGUUAUAGAUGCUGCACAUGAUAACCAAACUCUGGAGUGGCUACACUCCUAGAAUUAAAUAAGUGGAAGGAAAGGGCAAGGCACUCCAUGUUCUAUAUAUCUGCAUUUAAUCAGCUCACUAGAGUGGAAAUAAUUCUCUCCUGUAGUUUUAUGGCAAACUGUUCAUUGUUUGUAUUUACUUGUGUUCAUUGCAGAUAUUAAAGUAUAGCGCUGUAUAUUUUAACCACGUACUGUUCAAAAACUCGCUGAAUGUAUUGUAAUGCCACAAAUAUCGUUGUUGCCUUAAUUUGGAAUGUGCCAGACAAGUUUUAAUCAGAGCCGUUAUGGACAAGGGACAAUUGCUUCUGCACUUAUCUUUUUUUAUUCCUGAUUGUGAUAGAAUGGUAUCAAUGCAUUGGCUGUGGGAGUUAUGAUUAAAAAAACAUUUCUAAAGCAAAGUAGAAAAAAAUAAAGCAGCCAGUGCGCGAAAAAAAAAUAAAAAAAAGCAUUGGUUUGCAUGGUGAGUGCCCCAAUGUUAAACCACAACUCCUGAAUUUUGUUUAUGAAUUAUGUGACUCCACUGUGCUAUGACCAACAACUCAAGUUUAACCUUCAGUUGUUGGUUAUGUAUUGUUUUUUUUAUGCAAUGUUUACCAGUUCUAUAUUUGGUUAGGUUGAGCAGGCUGCGUGUACAGUCACAAACUCUCAAAAAUAAAAUAAAAUUGCUUUGACGUAGGAAGUGAGCUGAGUUUUAGCUAACUAAUGAUAAUGCUGGCAUUACAAAUCGGGACGUUGAGAGGUUAAACACCGUAUAUGCAGUAUUUCAUAGAGAAAAACUGCUCAUACAUACUUCAAGUCUCCUGAUCACUUCAGAUAAAUGAAGUGGUCAUGGUGCUUGGAGUAACCUUUUAUUGGGACAUCUUAUGGUACUUAGUCUGGCUGUAGUGAUGAAGGUGCUAAAACAAUGAUUGAAACUGUUUAAAAAAAUAAAUAAAAAAAUUGUUUGGUUUUUUUUCUCAAUUGCAGCUGAUAUCAUCUCUACGGUAGAAUUUAAUCAUUCUGGAGAGUUGCUGGCCACAGGAGAUAAAGGUGGACGAGUAGUUAUCUUCCAGCAGGAGGUCAGUAUGGACAAUCUGUUUGGACCAGUUCAACUUGUACAUGUGAUGUCAAAGGAACAAUCCAAGCAUCAUAAUCACUAGAAUGCAAUGAAACACAGGUUUUGGGUUUUUUUCAAGCAGUUUGGCAAAAAUGCAACAGUGACUGAUGGUGGGGUCAGUAAAAUUGCAGCAGUUAUAAGCAUCUAUGCCAAGAACUUCUAUGCACUAUAAUUUAUGAAAUGAGUGCUUGGACAAUUCUCCUUUAAAUCCAGUAAGAAGUUUUUAACCACCACAAAGAUAUUAUGCAUGAUAAAACAUUACAAUGUCCUUUUAAAGGGUUACUAUAGUGCCAGGAAAACAAAGCCUUUUCCCUGCCACUAUAGGUUCCUACAGUGCCCCUCUCCAUCGUUCCCCAACUCCCACGGUGAUGAGGGGGUUAAAACCCUUUCAGUCGCUUACCUGAAUCAAGCGCCGGGUCAGGGUUUGCCCAUGCUCCUCUGGCUGAUGUCGGCGGGGGAGACCUAAGGCGCAUGCAUGGCAAGCACCACGCUCACAUUAGGGUUCCCUAUACAGGGAGUGCAGAAUUAUUAGGCAAGUUGUAUUUUUGAGGAUUAAUUUUAUUAUUGAACAACAACCAUGUUCUCAAUGAACCCAAAAAACUCAUUAAUAUCAAAGCUGAAUAUUUUUGGAAGUAGUUUUUAGUUUGUUUUUAGUUUUAGCUAUGUUAGGGGGAUAUCUGUGUGUGCAGGUGACUAUUACUGUGCAUAAUUAUUAGGCAACUUAACAAAAAACAAAUAUAUACCCAUUUCAAUUAUUUAUUAUUACCAGUGAAACCAAUAUAACAUCUCAACAUUCACAAAUAUACAUUUCUGACAUUCAAAAACAAAACAAAAACAAAUCAGUGACCAAUAUAGCCACCUUUCUUUGCAAGGACACUCAAAAGCCUGCCAUCCAUGGAUUCUGUCAGUGUUUUGAUCUGUUCACCAUCAACAUUGCGUGCAGCAGCAACCACAGCCUCCCAGACACUGUUCAGAGAGGUGUACUGUUUUCCCUCCUUGUAAAUCUCACAUUUGAUGAUGGACCACAGGUUCUCAAUGGGGUUCAGAUCAGGUGAACAAGGAGGCCAUGUCAUUAGAUUUUCUUCUUUUAUACCCUUUCUUGCCAGCCACGCUGUGGAGUACUUGGACGCGUGUGAUGGAGCAUUGUCCUGCAUGAAAAUCAUGGUUUUUCUUGAAGGAUGCAGACUUCUUCUUGUACCACUGCUUGAAGAAGGUGUCUUCCAGGAACAGGCAGUAGGACUGGGAGUUGAGCUUGACUCCAUCCUCAACCCGAAAAGGCCCCACAAGCUCAUCUUUGAUGAUACCAGCCCAAACCAGUACUCCACCUCCACCUUGCUGGCGUCUGAGUCGGACUGGAGCUCUCUGCCCUUUACCAAUCCAGCCACGGGCCCAUCCAUCUGGCCCAUCAAGACUCACUCUCAUUUCAUCAGUCCAUAAAACCUUAGAAAAAUCAGUCUUGAGAUAUUUCUUGGCCCAGUCUUGACGUUUCAGCUUGUGUGUCUUGUUCAGUGGUGGUCGUCUUUCAGCCUUUCUUACCUUGGCCAUGUCUCUGAGUAUUGCACACCUUGUGCUUUUGGGCACUCCAGUGAUGUUGCAGCUCUGAAAUAUGGCCAAACUGGUGGCAAGUGGCAUCGUGGCAGCUGCACGCUUGACUUUUCUCAGUUCAUGGGCAGUUAUUUUGCGCCUUGGUUUUUCCACACGCUUCUUGCGACCCUGUUGACUAUUUUGAAUGAAACGCUUGAUUGUUCGAUGAUCACGCUUCAGAAGCUUUGCAAUUUUAAGAGUGCUGCAUCCCUCUGCAAGAUAUCUCACUAUUUUUGACUUUUCUGAGCCUGUCAAGUCCUUCUUUUGACCCAUUUUGCCAAAGGAAAGGAAGUUGCCUAAUAAUUAUGCACACCUGAUAUAGGGUGUUGAUGUCAUUAGACCACACCCCUUCUCAUUACAGAGAUGCACAUCACCUAAUAUGCUUAUUUUGUAGUAGGCUUUCGAGCCUAUACAGCUUGGAGUAAGACAACAUGCAUAAAGAGGAUGAUGUGGUCAAAAUACUCAUUUGCCUAAUAAUUCUGCACUCCCUGUAGUAAAGCUUUGUUUCUAUGCUUUCCUAUUGAGAUUUGAUGCUGAAUGUCCUCAUGAACAGCAACUUUUGGUCGCCUAACCACCCGGAAGUCCCUCUAAUGGCUGGUUGUUAGCGUUAAUCCAGAGAGGUAAUUAUUGCAAUUUCUCAAACUGCAAUAAUUACUACUGUGGGGUUAAGGGACAUGUAACAUUGCUCACAGACCACUUCAAUAAGCUGUAUUGGUUUGGGUGCCUACAGUUGUAGCGGGAUGGAGAACUCAAGUAUACUUUUUAUACCAUUUUGUUCGGCUGUCCGUAUGCCCAGUUCGUUUACCAAAUCCCCCUCGCUGUGUGGCCCCUUGUUCGCACCUUCAUAAUCACCGUCCACCCUUGGCUGUUAACCACAGAUUGGUUAUAAGUUCAAGUGCUUUCCCUGUGUGGCUGCCAUUUUGUCUCCCGGACGAGGGCAGCGGUAGAUGGUUGUGGACGGCAUGGAACUAUUUUUGGAAACGCGUCCCGGCGAACACCUGGGAAGCUGGUACCGCUGCCCAUCCAACUUCAUAAGUUAGGAGAAUGGCGUCCAGGAGGCAUAAACUACCGAACAGUGGGAGCAUUCGUACCCUAACAGCCAAGGAAUGGAUUUAUCAGUGUUUUUUUAUUCAAAUGGCAUUCCCGAACCACCGAUGGGAUCUGAGUGAUAUUUUGGCAACGUUUACGCUCAGAUCGAAGCUAGUCGGUGAUAUCACUUUCGUGGGGUUCUGAAGUUAUUAAAAUGGAUUUUUAAAAAAUAUUGUUAAAAAAUUGUGACUGAGAAACCCCAUGCUAGGGGCAAUGUAUAAAAUCCGUGUGUGGCAGGAAUAAAACCAGUUGUACUUCCAGAACUGUCUCGUCCAGUUGCUGGGGAGGAAACUUGGUGUUUUCUUGUUCCUGAUUUUACUCUUCCUGAUUUUAGCCCUACUAGGGCUCUGCUACAAUAGUGUCCCUUUAAGGAAAGUAAUAGAAACCAAUGUAACAUGUUGGUCUUUUUGUUUUUCCCCUGCAGAGUAAGAGUCCAUAUCAUAGGGGGGAGUAUAGCGUUUACAGCACUUUUCAGAGUCACGAGCCAGAAUUCGAUUACUUGAAGAGUUUAGAAAUUGAAGAGAAGAUCAACAAAAUUCGAUGGCUACCCCAGAAAAAUGCGGCACAGUUCUUGUUGUCUACAAAUGGUAAGUUUCAUGUCUUACACUGGCAAGUGCAAAGGUUAAUGUUUCAUUUUGUUUGUCUAAAGAUAGGUCUUGAAUUUAAGGGGUGGGCCUCAAAAUUGGCAGUUAAGCUUGGAGUGCUGGCCAUGGUAUAGUGAUCCUGUUUAUUAGUGGCUGCUUAAAGGACCACUCUAGGCACCCAGACCACUUCAGAUUAACGAAGUGGUCUGGGUGCCAGGUCCAGCUAGGGUUAACCCUUUUUUUUUUUUUUUUUAAUAAACCUAGCAGUUUCAGAGAAACUGCUAUGUUUAUAAUAGGGUUAAUCCAGCCUCCAGUGGCUGUCUCUUGACAGCCGCUAGAGGCGCUUGCGUGCUUCUCACUGUGAUUUUCACAGUGAGAAGACGCCAGCAUCCAUAGGAAAGUGAAUGGACUGGCUGAAUGCGCGCGCAGCUCCUGCCGUGCAUGCGCAUUCAGCCGAAGAGGAGAGCUCCUUGCCCGGCACUGGAAAAAAGGUAAGAUUUAACCCUUUCCUCUCCAUCCAGCCCGACGGGAGGGGGACCCUGAGGGUGGGGGCACCCUCAGGGCACUCUAGUGCCAGGAAAACUAGUGUUUUCCUGGCACUAUAGUGGUCCUUAAACAUAUCUGGUUGCCUGGUGUGAAAAGUAGCUUUCCGGUUCCUGGAAGUUCCAUGAUCAUAAACCCCACCCAACUAGGAGAGAAGCUGCAUGGAGUUGUUUUUCAGCUUCUUUUCAGUAAUGUUGAUCAGAACUAACUGGAGUAGAGUUUUAUGUGAAGUGAACUGAAUAAUGAAAUUAGCAUGAGUUGCAAGGUGACCUGAGAGAAAGCUGUUAAAAUAAUGACCGAUUGAGCUGUGCCAUGGAAAAGGGUCUAAAUACACCCUUGCAUCCACAUACAAACCACUGCACUACAUGUUCACACACAGUCCAUUAACACUAACCCUAGAUUCUGAGAUUUCACACACAUACACAACAGCAUUCAUAUACCUGCAGAUAAACAGUUGAAUUCAUAUUCUGUGCUAUGCAUAUUUCACAACACAGAGUGCAACGAGCACCAAGGCAGUAAACAUGACUUGAGUCAGACACAAAAAUUGUUAAAACUGGCAAGUACAUUUAAGGAAUGUAAAGAUGUGCAAUAUGACAAUCACAACCCAAACAGCAACAGGAGAUACCCAUUGACCUAAUCAAUUAUAUAAUGAAGGCUUGAAAUUGGCAAAGUGUGAGUGGGCAAUUAUAUCGAAUAUUGAUUUUAAUCAACACAGUUAACCACUUAAGACCGGAGGGCGUACUAUUACGCCCUAUUUUAGGCGUCUCUAAACGCCGCCGGGCGUAAUAGUACGCCCUCCGGUCUUUCAUUACUUACCCGGUCGCCGGGACUCCCAUGGAGCCCCCCCGUGCUUGCGAGGACCUCACAAUCACAUGGCCGGGAUAGCUGCCUCCUGCAUUGCCAGCAGGGGGGGGACUGCCUGUAUCGAUAGGUGGUCCCCCUGCUGGCUGGAAAUAAAAUUAAAUAAAUGUUAAAAGUGUAAAAAAAAAAAAAAGUUUUAUUUAUUUAUAAAAAAAAAAAAGUUUUAUUUAUUUAUAAAAAGUAUAAAAAAAAAAUAUUUUAAUAUCAAAUUACACGUAGACUGAUACUGAUUAACUAUAUAUAAUUGUUAUAUAUAUAUAUAUCAAUUAUAUAUAAUAUAUAUAAAAAAUUUAUUUAAAUACGUUAAAAAAUAAAAUUAAAAAUAUAUAGAUGUGUGUUCUUUCGUUCUAACUGUAUUGUGAUAUUAAUAUAUAUUUAUAUCAAAAUACACAUAGAACGAAAUAUAUAUCUGUAUACAUAUAUACAUAUAGAUCACUAUAUAUAAAAAAAAAAAAAAUAUAUAUAUAUAUAUAUAUAUAUAUAAACACUUUAAUUCUACAUAUAUAUUAAUUCUAAGAUAUAAGUAUCUUAAUUACAAUUAGCGGGACCUGCCUGACAACCCAUGCCAAAAGUAAAGGGAAUUUAAUUUGCUAGCACUAUAUUUAACCCUAUAACUUUCCAAGACACCAUUAAACCUGUACAUGGGGGGUACUGUUCUACUCGGGAGACUUCGCUGAACACAAAUAUUAGUGUUUCAAAACAGUAAAAUGUAUUACAACGAUGAUAUCGCCAGUAAAAGUGACGUUUUUUGCAUUUUUCAUGCACAAACAGCACUUACACGGACGAUAUUAUUGCUGUGAUACUUUUUACUGUUUUGAAACACAAAUAUUUGUGUUCAGCGAAGUCUCCCGAGUACAACAGUACCCCUCAUGUACAGGUUUUAUGGUGUUUUCAAAAGUUACAGCGUCAAAUAUAAGGCUUGUGUUUCAUUUUUUUCACAUUAAAAUUCGCCAGAUUGGUUACGUUGCCUUUAAGACCCUAUGGUAGCCCAAGAAUGAAAAUUACCCCUAUGAUGGCAUACCAUCCCAGGAAUGAAAUUUACACCCAUAAUGGCAUACCAUUUGCAAUAGUAGACAACCCAAGGUAUUGCAAACGGGGUAUGUCCAGUCUUUUUUUUAGUAGCCACUUAGUCACAAACACUGGCCAAAAUUGGCGUUUUUUGCAUUUUUUCACACACAAACAAAUACUAACGCUAACUUUGGCCAGUGUUUGUGACCAAAUGGCAACUAAAAAAGACUGGACAUAACCCCAUUUGCAAUACCUUGGGUUGUCUACUAUUGCAAAUGGUAUGCCAUUAUGGGUGUAAAUUUCAUUCCUGGGAUAUUAUAAAGUCCCAAAGGCAACGUAACCAAUCUGGCGAAUUUCAAAUGUAACGUGCUAUAUUUGACCCUGUAACUUCCCAAAACGCCAUAAAACCUGUACAUAGGGGGUACUGUUUUACACAUGAGACAUCGCUGAAUACAAAUGUGUAUUUUAUUGCAGUAAAAACAAACAGUAUUAUAACAUUGACAGUUAAAAUGUCAUGUAGAACUAAAAAAAAUUACAAAAAAUCUUAUUUUCUCCCAUCUUUUUCAUAUUAAAUUAUGUUUCAUAGCUAAUUAUUUGAUAUUAAAUGAAAGCCCUGUUUCCCCUGAAUACAAUGAUAUAUAAUAAGGGUGGGUGCACUUAAUAUGAAAGAGGUGAAUUACGGUUGGACAGACAUGUAGCGCAAAUGCCAGGUUUUGUUUACAUUUUGUUUCGUUCACAACGUGUACAUUUGGCUCCGUCCUUAAGGGGUUAAGAACUAUGUUGUGCCUUUCUUCUAAUUGUUCCUACCAGAUCCACCCCUCUGGUGUUUUUCUAAGAACAUUUUAGGCCUUUUAUUAGCAUUUUCUUUGAUCUGCACAAAUAUUUCUUAACCUUAAAAUAUUGUUGUUUGGUGAUUUUUAUAUGUAAUAUAGUGUUGGGAAGGACAAUUACAUGUUUUUCUUUUCAAUGUAUAUUCUCCAUUUUAAUGUACAGUAAUACAACUCCUUAUUUCCACUUUAGAUAAAACAAUAAAGCUAUGGAAAAUCAGUGAACGUGACAAGAGACCCGAAGGUUACAAUCUAAAGGAAGAGAAUGGGAGGUAUAGGGAUCCAACCACUGUAACCACUCUCAGGGUGAGCUCAGUUAUCUCUUGUGUCCUAUGCUCUUUUUGAACUGUGUAGAAGAUACAUUAACCAUUAAUGGCAUGUAGUACAUUUUAUCUGGAUAAUGACCUCCUUUUUAUAGUCCUAUUUUAUCUUACUUUAGGUUAGUUUUGCACUCUUGAGUGUUGAGAACUAUGGUUCUUGGUAGCUGUAGCUGUAGCAAUUGGAGUGUCAUAAAUUGAUUUACCUGUCAAUUUAUUUGUGUACAGAUGCAUAAUACAUGGGGUUUGUGAAAUUCGACUGAUUUUGAAGACCUAUGUUUUGUUUAAUAUCAUCCCAUUUUUCUCUCUGACAUUGACUUCGACAUGAAUUUUUCUUUUUUAAAUCUUUUAUUCUGUUUUCUUUUGUAGGUGCCAGUUUUCCGCCCCAUGGACCUGAUGGUUGAAGCAAGUCCUCGAAGGAUAUUCGCCAAUGCACAUACAUAUCACAUUAACUCCAUCUCUGUGAACAGUGACUAUGAGACUUAUCUAUCAGCAGAUGACCUGCGUGUCAACCUGUGGCAUUUGGAGAUAACAGACAGGAGCUUUAGUAUCCUUCAGUUUAUUAUUCUUCAUUCCACCAUGAUUCCAUAUUAAUUUCAUAGAAAGAUCGUACACAUUAUUCUGAUGUUGUGCAAGAAGACAUAUUGGUCUCAGUGAAGUGACUGCAAAUAGUACCUGUGAUACUAAUGAUAAGUCAAAGUGGGUGUGCAUGUGUUGAAGCAGUCAGUCAGCAUAGAACCACCAGUUUUAGACCCUUUUUCCCAUGUGCAUUAAUUAUUUCGAUAUUCAUUUUAUCGCCAUGUUCGCUGAGAUGGAACAUAUCAAAUGUUAGUCACGUGUGGGAUAACCUACUCUUUUCAUUCAUUGCUAAAUAUUUAAAGGAACACUAUAGGGUCAGGAACACAAACAUGUAUUCCUGACCAUCUAGUGUUACAACCAUUAUCUAGCCUCCCUUGCUCCCUUAAAUAUAGUAAAAUCUUACUUGUAUUCAAGUCUGAUGGCUCUGCCUGCGUGGCUGAUAUCAUCAGAAGUGACUCUCCGAGCCAAUCACAAUGCUUUCCAAUAUAAUUGGCUGAAAUUGUCAAGGAGGCAGAUCAGGAACAGAGCCAGCAAAAGCCAAACACAGCUCUGGCCAAUCAGCAUCUUCUCAUAGAGAUGCAUUGAAUGCAUGCAUCUCUAUGAGGAAAAUUCAGUAUCUCCAUGCAGAGGGUCGAGACCAUAAAAGGCAGUGCUGCACACUCUUCAGCACAGCCACAGGAAGAACCUCUAGUAGCCAUCUAAAGGAGUGGCCAGCGGAUAUAUCCCUAAACUAUAAUGUAAACACUGCCUUUUCUCUGACAAAACAGUGUUUACUGCUAAAAGUAUGAAGGGAAUGAUUAUACUCACAAGAGCAAGUUCAAUAAGCUGUAGUUCUGGUGACUAUAAUUUCCCUUUAACAAUUAAAAAAAACAAAAACCACACACAUUGUCUUUUAUAAUAUCCAGGUAUUUUAUGUGUAAUUCCUUCAUUCACCUACUUCAGACAUCGUAGAUAUUAAACCUGCUAACAUGGAGGAGCUGACAGAGGUGAUAACAGCAGCUGAGUUUCAUCCACAUCACUGCAACACUUUUGUAUACAGCAGUAGCAAAGGCACCAUCCGUCUGUGUGAUAUGAGGGAGUCUGCUCUGUGUGAUCGCCACUCUAAGUGUAAGUACACUGCCAAGCAAAUUGCCUUUGGAAUAAUGGUGCAAGUGACACUCUAAGCAUCAAAACCACCACAUCUUAAAGCUGUACUUGUGGAACACAGCAAUGUUUACAUUUGUCCAAAAUCAUGUUUCUAAUGUAUGAAGGGGUCUCAGGGAAGCCAUGUAGUGAAAUGUGUCCGGCGGGCUGCUGCACCAAUGUCUUCUGCACAUAUGUGCCAGCUGCCCGGCUUGUAGGAGGGCUAUGUCCUCGGCUAUAUGAUUGGCGUCGGUGUAAAUUCCAAGUUCGCCUCCACCGAAUCAGUUGUGGCCUUCUAGGUGUGUUUGGCCACAGUUCGCUCCAAACACGUGGCCCUCUAUGGAAAGCCUCUUCCUGACAGUGAAGAGGACCCAGCAGGCAGAACAGGGACAAGUUAGGUACUGAUGGCUCACUGACUGCUGCACCUGUGCACUCUCUGAGCCUGGACCAUAAACCCUAAAACAGCCUGUCUAGACCUUGCAAGAUGUGGAACAGAGUGUCUCCAUGCUCUGGCGAGCACAUGCAUGUGCCAUUUUUGGAAUGUGUCUGGCAGCUUGUCUGGUAAUGCAGGUUUCCACUGCAGCACUGUAGGUGUGCGCCAGAAUAAUUCCCACCAGGGAAGACCCAUGGAGUCUCAGAAGCAGAGACUGCAGGUGUGGGGAUCUGCCGUGUCCCUCACACAAUUUGUCAGCUCGCUCAUAGGCUGCAGGUCUGCCAUUCAAUGGGAUGGCCACACAGGGCUGUACCAGCAGGUGAACGCGCUCCACUAAGAGCCCACAGGCUUCAGGUGAGUGUAGAUUAUAAGAUGUGGACCGAAUGCAUAUAUUUUAAUAAUAUGUUACUAAUUAUGUUUGUUUUAUCAGAGCCUCACAAACUCAGUGUAUUUUAUUUACUUUUUUCCUUCUUCAUCCACAGUGUUUGAAGAACCUGAAGAUCCCAGUAACAGGUCAUUCUUUUCAGAGAUAAUCUCUUCUAUAUCUGAUGUGAAAUUCAGUCACAAUGGCAGGUACAUGAUGACCAGGGACUACCUGUCUGUCAAGAUAUGGGAUUUAAACAUGGAAAGCAGACCAGUGGAAACCUAUCAGGUAACUAUGAUUUGUCACAUGUAUUCAUCCCCUGUUCUGUACAUGUAUUUUACAUAGGAUAUAAUGUAAAAUUGUGUAAAAAAAAAAAAAAAAAAGACUGGACUAUUUAGAGCUCCAAUGUUCUGUGUACUGCAACUUAAGUUAAAACUAAUUUUAAAAAAAAUAAUUCAGUUUUAAAAUUUGGUUGAACAAGUUAUUUGCUAAAUAAAAAUAGAAGAAACCCAUAAUUAAACUUUUGCAGCUGUUAACCUGAUCCCAUUUCACUGGGUACAGCAUCAAUGCUACUACAAUUUAUUGUAGUUGUUGCCUAGAACAUUGAAUGCAUAUGAUGGGGUUGGAGAUACAUUUUUUUUAAGGGUCCACACACAGGGUUUUAGAGUCAGUAUGUUACAUUACAGCAGCAGGAACUCUAUCCAGAAGGUAAAUACAUAUUAAAAGCUCUUUAUUUGAAAGCUAUGUGCAUAUCCCUUUACGUCAGAAGUCCUCGUUAAUCUAAUUCAGCCAUAUCACUCACCAGUUUGUCAAGUUAUAUUGUUGGUUCCUAAAACCAUUUCAUCUCUUCCAUUACUGCUGUAUCUGGCCCCAAAAAAACCUGUAAAUUAAAGGGACACUAUAGUGUCAGAAAAACAAAUCGGUUUUCCUGACACUAUAGUACCCCAAGGGUGCCCCCACCCUCAGGGUCCCCCUCCCGUGGCGCUGAAAAACGCCUUCAGUAGCUCACCUAAUUCCAGCACUGGGCUCCCUUACCUCUCCUCCCCCGCAGACGGCAGCAUCCUUGUCUGACGUCACAGGAGCCGAAUGCGCAUGCGCGGCACAGCCGUGCGUGCAUUCAAAGUGUCCGUAGGAAAGCAUUUUUCAAUGCUUUCCUACGGACGCUCUGCAUGAUUGAGGCAUUAUAUGCCUCAAUCAUUGCAGAUGCGCCUCUAGUGGCUGUCCAAAAGACAGCCACUAGAGGCUGGCUUAACCCUAAAUGUAAACAUAGCAGUUUCUCUGAAACUGCUAUGUUUGCAUCUGAAGGGUUAAAACCUGAGGGAUCUGGCACCCAGACCACUUCAUUGAGCUGAAGUGGUCUGGGUGACUAUAGUGUCCCUUUAAGUGAUUUAUUUGCUUUUCAGGACACAUAAGUCACUAGUACCUGCGGUGGUGUAUACUUAUGGUGCAUUAUCAGGGCUCAAAGAAUAAAUGUAAUUAAAACAAUUAGUAAUAGUCUGCUAUGCAGGUAACAUCACAAGUUUUCAUAUAUAUAGAUUUUUAUGGAGACUGUUGUUUUUUCAGUAGGCAACAUUUAAAGCAUACAAUUGCUUAUAUUAGUUGUGAAUACGCUAAUGAUUGCCAUUCCCUGGCAUUGCUUCUCAAUCAGAAUUAAGGAAACCGCACACAUAUAUAAAGAUAUACUGUAUUUUAUGUAAUAUAAGUAUAUUUUGACUAGAAUUUUAGGAAAAAAUAAAAUGACCUGUACAAUAAUUACAGUAGACUCACGUUUGUUUAUAGGGGAUGUAGUGUAUGCCUAUAGAGAGAUGUAGCAAGUGUGUUUGUUUGGGGAAUGUAGCGUGUUUAGGGAUGUAGUGUUUGUGAGGUGUAAGGAAUUCAAUGUGUAUAGUGCGUGAUUUUGUGUGUAAAUUUGUAGGGUGGGAUAGUGGCUGUGAUCUUUGGGGAGGGGAGGGCAGGGGGGUGAAGAGCAGCUUUAUAUUUUAUUUAAUGUUUCCCCUCCCUGCCUCUUACCUCUGGCCUGGGAGUGAGACACAGAAUUCCCUGGUGGUCUCCGGUAAAAAGCUGCUGCUUCAAAUCCCUUCUGGUACAGUGCUUCUGUGAGGCGCAGCUUGCACCUCUGCAGAGUGCAAGCUCUUAUUGUGAGCCCCAGCUUGUGCAGACUUAACGUAUUACCGUGGUAACACACAGCAACACUGGCAACACGGGUUUGAGCGCCUGGCAGAACCUGAGUUCUGUCAAAAUUUCCAUCUCCCAUUUUCACGCCAAAAAGGCAGUUUGGCAGUGAGACUUCUCAUAAUACAUAUUCUGUCUUAUGGACAUUUGAAUAUAUGUAAUUUUAUGGAUAUAUGUCCUGUGCUUUUUUUCCCAGGUACAUGAAUACCUCAGGAGUAAGCUUUGCUCCUUAUAUGAAAAUGACUGCAUCUUUGACAAGUUUGAGUGCUGCUGGAAUGGGCCUGACAAGUAAGUGAUUUGUGCCUUUCUACUUCUGAAAUGUAGUUGUAUCAGAGUGCAGCUUCAAUUAAAAAAACGAAAACACAUCCAUUUCAUUUCUUUUUCCACUUGUCUAAUAGAAAUCAGUCUGCGUUCACCCACUGGCCUUUUUACAGAUAUUGCUGCAUUCAUGCACGCACACAUUUACACCAGUAUUGUUAAGUCUGGUCUCCCUUAUGUUGAUGAACUUAAACUUUCAGAAUUCUUUGAAUGCAAUAGAUGGGCAGAGAAUUAUGGAAGUUGCGGUCCAACAACAUCUUGGGGCUGCACUUUGACAACCCUGCUUUAGACAGGCAAGCACCACCAUAAACAUAAUGGAUUUUAAGCUUAUUUGAGCAGGAACUUAUUCUCCUCUUGAAUCUGUUAUCAUUUUGUUUGACUGUGUUGGAAUUUCACUGAAAGUCCAACCUAGUCAAGAUAUACUGAUCAACUUGGGGAUUACUCUGGCAAAAUGGCAGUCUAGCCUUGCCAAGCUCACAAUCUUCACUAGUGACUGCUGAGGGGAAUGGAAUCUGUCUAUGGAAGAUCUUGCAGAAUCCUCCAUAAACAUCAGUGCUGUAGUUUUCUGCAUACACCACAAGGGUACAGUACUGACAUCGGCUCCUGGCAACUGAAGCGCCAGAAGCUAAAGAGUACUGGAUGGAAGUCCAUGUCGCAAGGGACUGAUUCGGGUAAGUAUAAUUCACCUUCCCCUGCAAACCAUGGGUCACCUGAUGCUCAUCUGUUGUGCUGCAAUGUCACAGUCGGGAGGCGUUGCAAAUUAUGCAGACUUCAGACUGAUAGAGCCACUUUAAAUACCUUAUUAUAAUUGCGUAAACAUGCAUAAAAAUUUGGAACUGCAUUAAUGCUAAUAAUGCCUAUGGUGAGUAAUCUUCACAAGAUACCUUUACUUGUGUUUUUUUGUUUUGUUUUUUUUUUACUAAUGCUCUUUUGAAAGAUUUUGAUAAGAUUUUGACUAUACAUUGUGCUAGCAAAUAGUUGUUGUUUUUUCUCCCACUUCUUGGUUAAAUCUUCAGCAUACACUAUAUUCUAUUUAAAUGACAUGGGGAAAGCAGAAAAGACCUCCCAUAGGAGGACCUUCUGUUUUCCCAAGCAUAGUGACCACAGUGCAUGUGGUGCAGUUGUUAUGGAAACUCCCUAUGGAUAUGGAUUGCCUUCCUAAAAAGGAGACAUGGUGGGUGUUACAUAAAGAGUAACACACAAACUGGGAAAUGGCGGCCCUGGAUCGCUGUAUGGUAAGUAUAUCUCGGUAUUUUGCAUUGAAUACAUCAUAUCUCUGUAUAGUUAAUUUAUUUGAGGACAAUUAAGCCGAAGUUCAGAUUUAAAAUACAUUGUUUUAGUGUCAUUGAUGUUGAAAUUUAGAGUCAUGCAGUGGAUUGUCACCUUUCUGGUGCUAACUGAAAUCUACACUUGCUUGAAGUUAAGCAUUUUCAUACAUACUUUACAUUUAUGAUUGCGUAACUUUAAUAUUGAUGCUGUUUGUUACAGACAUUUUCUAACCGCAUCAAUUUAUUAGUUACAUUAAAUUAUUCUAGUUUGGGAAUAUGAUCAUGUCAUGUUCUGCAGGAGAUAAUGACAUUACAUGUUCACGUUUUGUAUUGCAUCUUCUUUUUAGUGUGGUUAUGACUGGCUCAUACAAUAAUUUUUUCCGGAUGUUCGACCGCAACACCAAACGCGAUAUCACUCUGGAAGCAUCACGGGAAAACAGCAAGCCCCGUAUGGUGCUGAAACCUCGCAAGGUCUGUGCGAGUGGCAAGCGAAAGAAGGAUGAAAUUACAGUAGACAGUCUGGACUUCAACAAGAAGAUCCUGCACACAGCCUGGCAUCCCAAGGAGAACAUCAUCGCAGUGGCAACCACCAAUAACCUGUAUAUAUUCCAGGACCGAGUUAAUUAGCCCUGGCCUCUUACUGCAGGACAGUCCCUAUUCCAUCUAGUUCCAAUAGUCGAGCCUAGAAUUCGUACCCUGUUCCAAAACUGAAGAAAACUUACGACAGUGCGGGAACUUUUGCCAGUCCCUCCUAGUCUGACUUUUUCCAGUGUUUAAGGUGCCAUCAAAUAUCCUUUUUUUUUUUUUUUUUUAUAGCUGCGCGGGGUAAACCCCUGCUCCUGCCGUGUUAUCACCCAGUUAAGGGAACGGUUAGGUUUACUGUACUUUUGUUUUGUUAAAUUUUUUUUUAUUUUUUUACCAUCUCGUCUGAUGUGUAGAUUUCAUUUGUCUUUUUCUGUUAAAUUUUUUUUAUUUUGUGAUGUCAGUUACCAGUCUUCUCACUAUAGUAUUUUAUUUUUUACUUUUUAGGCUGGAAAGUGGUGGGGAACCUUAAAGUACCUUUAUGGGUUUAAUAAUGUAUAACCUUGUGACUCCUACCCCCUCUUCCCCUAAAGCUUGUUCAUUCUUUUCGUGUUCAUUUUAAAAAAAUAUAUUAUUUACUCAAUUUUUUUUUUAUUUUUUUUUUCCUUCUUUCCCUGUCUGUUGCUUGUACUGGAUUUCUUGGCCAUACCCUACACCCCUUUCUCAAUCCAUCCUUCUCUACUUGCUGUCCCUCUUCCUCUCCUUCCCCAUCCUGCCCUGCGCUGGUGUAAAUCCAACUGCUACAAAGCACACAGGGAAAUGGGUUGACCUUGGCAGGGUUGAUGGGAUAAGGUUAUUGCUGAAAGCUGUGUCUUGAUCACAUGUUUUAAUGACAACCUGACUGUAAUCACUUCUUGCCUUGUCUGGCACUGAAGGGGGGGGGAAAGACUUUAAAAAAUUUAAAAAAGCCAAAAAACGAAGGAUAAAAACUACUGAAUAAAAUACAAAUGAAUAAA
Messenger RNA from Pelobates cultripes (western spadefoot toad), 32722 nucleotides. The record is from the annotation of a GenBank genome assembly. NCBI's taxonomy places the organism in Eukaryota, Metazoa, Chordata, Amphibia, Anura, Pelobatidae.